UGCUUCUGGAUUUACUCCACGGGACACACUCAGAGAGGAGGAACCCAUGCAAGUGGACGCUACCCGUUUAUCAAAGGAGGAAAGAAUGCGGAGAAUUCAGGCUGGACUUUGUUUCUAUUGUGGCAGAGCAGGCCAUGUGUUGAGAAAUUGUCAACUUUGCCCUUCCCGAGUUCAACGUCAAGUUACUUCAGGCUCGUCCUACGGUGGGCUCUCCCAUGGUUACCAUGGCAACCCGGACCGUCCAUAUGAGCCACCUGCUUCUGACUCGGGAAAGCGUGUGGAAGGGGUUCCACACGCUAAAAGGCCCUGAUAGAUUCCGGAGCCGAGGGGAACUUCAUUAAUGAGCAGCUGGCCAGAAGACUCCAGAUCCCGUUAGAAUGCCUGGAGAACCCAAUGAGACUGUCAGCGGUGGAUGGGACCCCAGUUGGACAAGGAGCCGUAUCCCACACCACCACAUCAGUCAAGCUGAACGUCAGCGCUUUGCACUCAGAGGAGAUCAGGCUACCAACCACCCAUCAUGCCCUGGACAGCCGAACCCUCUGAUAUCCCCGCAGUUGACGAUUGGAUGCGUCGGAGCGAGGAGGUGUGGGAGGAGACUCAUAGGCGCAUUGAGACUGUUCUACAGCGACAGAAACAGCAGGCAGAUCGCCUGCGCCGCGAGACCCCCCUCUAUUCUCCCGGGGAUCGGGUUUGGUUAUCGACCAGGGAUUUCCGGCAGCCAGAUAUGCAUAAGAAGCUCUCAGCUAAGUAUAUUGGUCCCUUUAAGAUUAUCAAAAGAAUUAAUGAGGUCACUUAUCGUCUCGACUUACCGUCUCAUUAUCGUGUAUGCCCUUCUUUUCAUGUUUCUCUACUAAAGCCGGUUAUCCCUGGUCCAUUGGAUGAGACUUCGCUUGGGGCACCUCCUCCUCCUCCAGUGGCUAUGGAAGGUGGUCCAGUUUAUGCAGUGGAACGAUUAUUGGACUCCAGGCGGAGAAGGGGGACCCUGGAGUAUCUUGUGGACUGGAGGGGUUACGGACCGGAGGAGAGAAGCUGGGUGCCGGCAACUGAUGUUCUGGACCCUUUGAUGGUGGAGGACUUUCAUCGGUCUCAUCCGUCCCGUCCUGCACCACGUCCCAGAGGUCGCCCUCGGAGAAGGUCUCCGGUUCCACGAAGGGGUAGACGUCGUGGUUCGGACUCGGUCCAUUCCCUCAGUUCCGUCCGCGGCUCCAGAAGGGGUCGUCCCAGGUCCAGGGUCUCCGUCCAUCCCGUUCCCGCUUCUGGACAGCCUGUCCAGGUUGCCACUGGGGGUGAUGGGGUUGUUUCCUUGUGUCGUCCUCAUCCUUUGUUACCUUCGGACUCUUUGGAGGGGGGUACUGUUACGCAGCCUGGCUCUCCUUCCACACUACCGGACUCUAUUUCCCAGAAUUCCCCAGAUUAUGACAUCAAUAAUAACCCUUCACAUUCACCCAAUCAUGUUACGCUCCGACGCUCUGAUUCACCUGUUUACUAAAUUACUUCCGGUUCAUUCUUAUCUAGAUUCUGUAUUUAAGGCAUCCAUUUGUAAGGAAACACCGCGAGGUAUUGCCAACUCAUGUUGCGUACUAAGCGUUUUCUGGAUUACUGUUUUUGCCUUCUCGUUACGACUCUGUGUUUGGAUUUUCGGUUUAUGUCUUUUGUUUUGCCCUUGUUGGAUUUGGUAUAUGGUUGGACUGUUUUCCGGUUUAGAACUUGGACUGUAUCUUUGACUACGUCUCUGGCCAUCGGUGAGAUUAUUGUUUGUUUUCUGUUAGCAGAACCUGUUAACCUUUCUUAUAAUAAACCUGCCUGUAUUUUUAACUCGGCUCGCGUCACUCCUCUCUACCUGGCG
This is a messenger RNA of Astyanax mexicanus (Mexican tetra), 1846 nucleotides long. RefSeq lists its product as uncharacterized. The coding region runs from base 518 to 1489 and encodes 323 amino acids. Lineage: Eukaryota; Metazoa; Chordata; Actinopteri; Characiformes; Acestrorhamphidae. The transcript is spliced from 3 exons. The record is from RefSeq and is a predicted model, not a curated record.